This is a messenger RNA of Procambarus clarkii (red swamp crayfish), 615 nucleotides long. RefSeq names its product H/ACA ribonucleoprotein complex subunit 2-like protein. Lineage: Eukaryota; Metazoa; Arthropoda; Malacostraca; Decapoda; Cambaridae. The record is from RefSeq and is a predicted model, not a curated record.
AACGUCGCUUGUCCGGGGCGGCUUCACUCCACUAACACUCACAACAACAUGGGGAAGCUCAAGAAGGAGAAGACUGAGGAGCGGGAUGCUGAUACCAGCCAGGUGGAGCAAGACGAGCUGACCUACGAGGAUAAACUGAAAUAUGUCAGCAUCAUCGCCCAGCCAAUGGCGUCCAAGAAAGUGGCGGGGAGAAUAUACAAGCUUGUAAGAAAAGCCUCCCAGCAUAAGUCGUACCUCAGAAAUGGCCUGAAAGAUGUUCAAACGAGGCUUAGGAAAGGGGAGACAGGGAUUGUGAUCUUUGCUGGAGAUGUCUCGCCUAUUGAAAUUAUGUGCCAUCUUCCUGCUGUUUGUGAAGAAAAGCAGCUGCCAUACAUUUAUACGCCUUCAAGGCAAGAUCUUGGAUCUGCAAUGGGAGUUAACAGAGCUGCGCUUGCUGUCCUUAUUCGUGAAAACAGUGAAUAUAAAGAAUUGUAUGACAAGGUAUUAGAAGAUAUCAACAAGGUUCCAAAAGUAUUUUAGGAUUUGUAGUUUUAUACAAUUUUCUAUCAUUUAAGGUAUAUUUGAAUUAUUAUGAGAAUGUUUGUUAACAAUAAAGAUUACGCUUUGUAAGAGGAA